This is a messenger RNA of Necator americanus (New World hookworm), 216 nucleotides long. RefSeq lists its product as uncharacterized. The record is from RefSeq and is a predicted model, not a curated record. The coding region runs from base 1 to 216 and encodes 71 amino acids. The transcript is spliced from 2 exons. Lineage: Eukaryota; Metazoa; Nematoda; Chromadorea; Rhabditida; Ancylostomatidae.
AUGCCGAGGUUGGCUGGCUCUAAGUAUUUCAUCCACGAAGCUGAAGAGAGUCUCCAGUAUGUCGAGCGAAAAUUUACAGGUGGUCGGAAAUCUCGACGUACACGAGAAGAUGGUGGUAAAACCGUGACUUCAUGUGAUUCUUCAUCCUAUCACGGCCGAUUCGCUAUUUCAUUGUUCGUCUCCGAGUUCCACCAUAUCCUGUAUGCUUGUAAGUGA